UACAUACAUACAUACAUGUAUCAUCUCUCUCUCUCUCUCCUCUUGAGAGAGAAAAGUCAAUCAUCAAUGAACAACAAAUCUACACAACGAUUCUGAUUUAAUUACAGAUAUACACACAUACACGCAUCUUCACAUUCCUAGAUUUACAUACAUACAUUCAUAUGUUCUCUAAACCCUAAUUUCCUGCAUUCAUCGAAUCGAAUCCAAUGUAUUGGUGUUACACCAACAAUUGGAUCAACAAUAGAAGAGAGUAUGAAUCUGGAUUGAGCAGAUCUGAUUACGAUGAGGAAGAGAUUGAUGAAUGUCGGUGUAUCUAGGGUUUUGAAAGGGUCAAUAUGCAGCUACAUAUCUCACAUAGUAUGAGAAGUAUAACAAUAUCGAGUAACAAUGGGUUUACUGACUUGAUGAAGAUCAAAAUAGCAGCUCGUCAUAUUUCUUACCGUACUAUAUUUCAUACCAUUCUCAUUCUGGCUUUCUUGUUGCCCUUUGUUUUUAUUCUUACUGCUCUUGUUACUUUGGAAGGUGUCAACAAGUGCUCAUCUAUUGAUUGUUUAGGAAGGCGUUUAGGACCAAAACUUCUCGGGAGGGGUGAUGAUUCAGAGAGGUAUCUUACAGAUUUCUACACGAUCCUCGAUCAAGUUCAUUCUGAAGAAAUCCCAGAUGAUCUAGAGCUUCCUGAUAACUUUAAACAGCUCGUUUCCGAAAUGAAAAACAACAAAUACAACGCCAAGACAUUCGCGCUUACUCUGAAAGGAAUGAUGGAAAGAUCUGAAAGAGAGAUCAGAGAAUCUAAAUUUCAAGAACUUAUGAACAAACACUUUGCGGCAACUUCAAUUCCCAAAGGCAUUCACUGUCUCUCUUUGCGUUUAACCGAUGAGUAUUCUUCUAACGCUCAUGCAAGAAAACAAUUGCCUUCACCCGAAUUGCUCCCGCUUCUUUCCGAUAAUUCCUACCACCACUUUGUCGUGUUUACCGACAAUAUUCUGGCGGCUUCGGUGGUUGUCUCGUCUGCUGUCCGGUCAUCUCUUCGGCCUGAAAAGAUCGUGUUUCAUGUAAUAACCGACAAGAAAACUUACGCAGGCAUGCACUCAUGGUUUGCGUUAAACCCUAUAUCACCGAGCAUUGUGGAAGUCAAAGGUGUUCAUCAGUUUGACUGGUUGACCAGAGAUAAUAUUCCUGUUCUUGAAGCCAUGGAAAAUCAUGAUGGAGUUCGAAAUUACUAUCAUGGGAAUCAUGUUGCCGGUGCCAAUCGUAGUGCCACAUCUCCGAGAUUAUUUGCCUCCAAAUUGCAGGCUCGGAGUCCCAAGUACAUGUCAUUGCUCAAUCAUCUUCGCAUAUAUUUGCCAGAGCUCUUCCCGAAUCUCGACAAGGUGGUUUUCUUAGACGAUGACAUCGUAAUACAACGUGAUUUGUCACCACUUUGGGAUAUUGAUCUUGGCGGAAGAGUUAAUGGAGCGGUUGAAACUUGUAAAGGCGAAGACCCGUGGGUAAUGGGCAAACGGUUCAAAAUCUACUUCAAUUUUUCUCACCCACGAGUAGCAGAAAGUUUGGACCCAGAAGAGUGUGCUUGGGCUUUCGGUAUGAAUAUCUUCGACUUACGCGCAUGGAGAAAAACCAAUAUUAGAGAAACAUAUCACUCGUGGUUGAAAGAGAAUUUGAAGUCAAAUUUGACAUUAUGGAGGCUUGGAACAUUACCACCAGCCCUGAUCGCGUUUAGAGGUUACGUUCACCCGAUCGACCCGUCAUGGCACAUGUUGGGCUUGGGGUACCAGAACAAUACGAGCAUCGAGAGUGUAAAAAAGGCUGCUGUGAUUCAUUACAAUGGGCAAUCAAAACCGUGGCUAGAGAUUGGAUACGAGCAUCUUCGUCCUUUCUGGUCAAAGUACGUCAACUACUCAAACGAAUUUGUCAAGAAUUGCCACAUAUUGGAGUAAUGGCGAUUGAUAUACACUUGAAGGAAGAACAAAGAAUUUUGCAAACAUUUAUUUGACAGAAUGGCAGUGCAAGUUGAGAAAGCCGAGCCCACAUUCUUUCGGUCUGUAACGCAAUCGUUUCUUUAUUCAGACAAUAUUUAGCCCUCAAUAUCAGGAGGGUAUACCGUAUACGGUAAUUGAUAGGAUGAAAUAAUAGGAAUUGAAGUCUGGGCAUGCCUAAUGAGAAGAAGAUGAAUAUCCUCAACUUUAGCCCAGCCCAAUUAGCUUCAGAAAAAGAUAUGAUUAUUUAUUCCCAUAUAAGUUUUUCUUUUUUAUAUAAUUAUGUCAAUUUCUAGGCCAUAGAUGGUUGAAAUUUUUAUGUCACAGGAACAUUAUUUAUAGGUUAUAUGUGGGAAAUGGUCAUGUAUGAUUCAUGAGAGACAUAUCAAAUGUGCAGUAAAUUCUUUUUAAUCUAAGUUUAAUGGUAUUGUUGUUGCAUAUGAGACAAUCAUUUAUAUA
Messenger RNA from Helianthus annuus (common sunflower), 2432 nucleotides. Its product is annotated as probable galacturonosyltransferase 14. The transcript is spliced from 6 exons. The coding region runs from base 336 to 1934 and encodes 532 amino acids. Gene Ontology annotation, molecular function: polygalacturonate 4-alpha-galacturonosyltransferase activity. The record is from RefSeq and is a predicted model, not a curated record. NCBI's taxonomy places the organism in Eukaryota, Viridiplantae, Streptophyta, Magnoliopsida, Asterales, Asteraceae.